Messenger RNA from Stylonychia lemnae, 303 nucleotides. The record is from the annotation of a GenBank genome assembly. Lineage: Eukaryota; Ciliophora; Spirotrichea; Sporadotrichida; Oxytrichidae.
AUGAGUCAUGGACGUCUACCACCAACUGGACCUUAUUGCUCAGCUUGCUUGAGGAUCUUAACAACCAGUUAUGAACUUCCUCAGUAUGAAGACAAACUAGAAUUCUUGUCAAAGAAGUAUCAAGAUGACGAAGAGUUUAGAGCUUUCGUAGAUUCAUUGAACAUCCUCUACAUAGUUGACUCAAAUGAUGAACUCAGUAAAGUCAUCAGAAACUGUGAUGAAAAGAAAUGUGAAGAGAUGCUUGAGAUGCUUGAAAGAGUUUUCGACUUCAAGUAUGAGAAAUACAUUGAAGGUAGAGAAUGA